Hibiscus syriacus is the source of this 986-nucleotide messenger RNA. RefSeq lists its product as uncharacterized. The record is from RefSeq and is a predicted model, not a curated record. Lineage: Eukaryota; Viridiplantae; Streptophyta; Magnoliopsida; Malvales; Malvaceae. The coding region runs from base 93 to 701 and encodes 202 amino acids. The transcript has a single exon.
GGCUAGGUUGAAAGUGUGCAUUGAUAUUGAUUUUGACAUUUUGUGGAUGUGAAGAGGCAGCCGAAAGUUAGGGUUUCUUACUUCAAACCUCAAUGGAUAGAAAACUAGAGCCGGAUAUCUGCGGUUCCGUUCUCGAAUUCCUUGUCUUGAAUUCAGCCGACGAUUUGUUGGUGAAGAAACUUAUCAAUGCUUUCCCGCAAUUUACCCCCAGCCCUCGCUUGGUGAAAGCGAUCAAUCUCCGUUCCAUCCAAACUGAAAUCCAAGCCGGCGAGAUUACCGAGAACAUACUCGACUAUUUGGAGACGGUCGCCCGCCUCCACCGUAAACAAAGGCUCCAGAUCCCCGAUUCCAUCAAGGAAGCUUACUGCGCCGUCGCACUGGAUUGCUCCGCCAAGUACUUGGCCGGAGAUACGAACCCUGAUGGCCCGUACCUGGAUGCGGUGAACAGAAUUUGGAGGAACCGAGUUGAAGGUCUUGAAAGAUCCGGGAUGUCCGAUUUGGUUUCUGACCAGCUGAGAAACCGUCGGCGUCAAGUGGAGGCUGUGUUUGAGGACGAUGAGGUGCGCCGUCGUUUAAUCGCAAUCAAUACGCGAAGCGAAGCCAUACUUAGCCUUAGGCUUUAUAUGCGCGAAGCGCUUGCCUCUAUGAACCCGUCGGUCCUCGAAAGAGUAUCAUCACGGGCUAAAUUGCUUCCUUCAUAAGUUACUUUUACUUGUAUUUGUCCACCAUGAAUAUGGAAUACUAUUACCUUGUGAAUGCAGUAUGUGGUAGUAUUACCAGUACUUGUUUGUGGUUAACAGAUUUUGGAGGGACCAAAUUCAAAAUUUUGAAAGCAUCCAUUUUGAAGUGGAGGUGGUGCACUGUACUUGGCUUGCCUCGAUGAGGCCAUGGUUCUUGUAAGAUCAUAAUAUGCACAUGUAGUAUGUCUAAAAACUAAUUUCUACUUGUCGUUUUGGAAUUUUAAAUAUGAUCUGCUACUUCUUGGA